This is a messenger RNA of Hibiscus syriacus, 282 nucleotides long. Its product is annotated as glycine-rich cell wall structural protein-like. Lineage: Eukaryota; Viridiplantae; Streptophyta; Magnoliopsida; Malvales; Malvaceae. The coding region runs from base 1 to 282 and encodes 93 amino acids. The record is from RefSeq and is a predicted model, not a curated record. The transcript has a single exon.
AUGGAACCUUGGGGAAUUGUACUUAUCGUUUUCUCUGUAUUCUUCUGUUUGAUGCUUAUUUUUGCUUUCCUUAGUCGAUGUGGUUACGUUGGGAAUAUUAAAUUUCACGGCGGCGGCGGCGGUGGUGGUCAUCCUCAUCACUUUGGCGGAGGUAUUCAUAGCAUACAUAUCGGCGGUGCUGGGGAUGCAGGGCAUAGCAGUUGGGGAGGAGGUUUUGAUGGUGCAGGAGGAGGAGGUGGUGGUGGCGGAGGCGGCGGUGGUUUUGGCGGAGGAGCCUGUUAA